CCAAAAUGCUUGUUAACUAACCUCUUAAGUCUUUAGAGAUCCAAUUUUAAAUUGAAGUCAAAAUUCAAAGAAAGGAAAAAAAAAUGGUCAAACAAGCAAAGCCAGAAAGCCUAUCAGUACUUUUGAAUCCAAUAAAUAAUAUGAAGACACAUACAAACAAUGAAUAUAUAUUUCCCAAUCAAAUUGGGGUGACCAAACCAGAAACAUAAACACAUGGAUCAAAGAAAGAAAAUUUUGAUCAAAUCAAUCUCUACUUUGCUGAUCAUUCUUCUCUGUGCAGCAAAUAUAACAGAAUCAACAAACCCUAGCAAGAAGCACUUUGUACUGGUUCAUGGUUCCUGCUUUGGUGCUUGGUCAUGGUACAAGCUUGUGACCUUAAUGAAGUCAUCUGGUCACAAUGUCACAGCCCUAGACCUAGCUGCUUCUGGGGUUGACCCUCAGCAGGCAAAAGAUCUGCAAUCAAUUUCUGACUACUUCAAGCCCUUGACGAAUUUCAUGGCAGCUCUUGAUCCUCCACAUGAUAAGGUCAUCCUUGUUGGUCACAGUCUUGGUGGGUUGGCCAUUUCUUAUGCCAUGGAAAGAUUUCUAGAUAAGAUAUCUCUAGUUGUUUUCAUCACUGCCUUAAUGCCUGGCCCGACCCUCAACAUCUCCACUCUUAAUCAAGAGUCGUUCAGAAGACAAAGAUCUCUAUUAGACAGCAAAUACACAUAUGACCAAGGCCCAAACUAUCCUCCAAUCACUCUCACAUUCGGCCCAUUGUUCUUGGCAACAAACGUGUACCAACUCAGCCCAACUGAGGAUUUAGCACUAGGCACCAUGUUAAUGAGACCUCAACGCUUGUUUAGUGAAGAGGACCUGUCCAAAGAACUCAAGCUAACCCGUGAGAAAUACGGGUCGGUCAAUCGGGUUUAUGUCUUAUCCGGCGGAGAUUUGUUGACGGAGAAGGAUCUCCAACGGUGGAUGAUUAAGAGGAACAGGCCAAACGGUGUGGUGGAAAUCACAGGAUCUGAUCACAUGGUCAUGAUUUCUAAGCCAUUAGAGCUGUGGGUGCAUAUCCAAAGAAUUUCUGAGAAAUAUUCCUAAUUGUUAAGUUAUUUUGUAAAAAUAAAAGCCAUGGAAAUUGGAUUUCUUAUUAGGCUAAUAUGCAUCAUGUAAUCGUUGUCUUCUAGAUAUCCAACCAGACACUAAAGCAUCAUUUGUCUGGAACCAAUAAUGUAGAUACAUCCAGGAUAUUUAAUUUCAGAAAUUAAAUAAUUUAGCAUCAUUUGCCUUGGAGUUUAGUGGAUGUGUGACCUUUUUGUAGUGAACUUCAACAUUUGUUACAAAUUCUGCUCUGGACUUUACGUAUGAAUACAAUCACACCUGCCCUAUCCAUCUACCUUCUUGAUUAAGAUAUUACAUAUAUGUAUACUAUAUAAGAAAAAUAUAUUAGAGAACUUCAAUUAAGAAAUAUCUAAAAUAUGCUUAGUUGAUAAACACGUUUGUAGAACGCACUUUGUAAAAGAUCCAAAUUAUCUAAUUUUUAGAUAUUCCUUUAAGGAAAAUGUCUAUAAAAAAUUACUUGAAUCGAAAACCAUGUAACAAGCAGCUCAAUUCAAUAGUAGUCAUUUUAUUGUUUCCUAAAAAUACCGUAUUCGUCUAUUUUGUUACUCACAUCUAGAUGUUUUAAUGAUUUUCAAUUUAUCGAACUUUUUGUGAAGAUAAUCUAUAAAUAAUAGACGGUUUGAAUUGCAUAAUUAAAAUUCACAGUGAACUUUACAAGUUAUACCUCAAUAACACGAGAAGAUAUUUUUGGUUUGAUAAAGACCCUCCUCUUAAACAAUUCCAAUUAUAGUACACAUGGUUGGCGAAUUAGAGUUAAAAUAUUCCAUGAAAACAAAUUAGGGACAACUAGUAAAAAAGUAGCUGAAAUAUCCUAAAUCCUAAUUAGCUUUUCAGAACAGAAGCACAAACAAUCUAUUUUUUUGCUUUAUAAAGUUUGCCACAUAUUACAAACUCUUGUUUUAUAAACAAAGGUAAGAUCAUUGCCAUUAAGAAACAGCAAAAACACUUGAGUUUUUUGCCUCAAAAAGCACAAAUAUAGAACAAUGCCUUAUGAGCUGUUUUCUAUUAGUGAAAAUGCAAUCCCAGAGACAUGAACUUAGUUAAGGGAGCGGGGAGCGGAUGUGCUCCGUCCUCCGCAUCCGAGUUCAAAUUCUCCUCCUCUUGUAGUUUAGAUUAGAUUAAAGUGAAAUAUCGUUUGUAUUAAAAUAAAAAUAAAAGCAAUCCCAUGAGCUAAGUAACCAAAUUAACCAGCCAUAUUGAAGCAAACAGUACCAUACUAAAAUUCCCAGAAGCAUAAAAAAUAAAUAUAAAUUAAAUUAAAUUUAAGCAAUGGAGAUUGAAAAUUGACAAUGGUCUCAAACAUUACCAUAUCAGCUGUAAAUCAUAUGGCCAAAAAAAUUCCAUGACUAAAUUCACAAGCAUAUAUAUGGGUAGAUUUUUCUCACAAAUGAAUAAAGCUACAAAUCUCUACUGGAAAAAGGAAAUUAAGCUCUUAAAAAAGUACAGUUAAUUUGCACCAACCUGAAGCUUUACAUGAGAGAUAUGAAAA
This is a messenger RNA of Prunus persica (peach), 2593 nucleotides long. Its product is annotated as esterase PIR7B. The record is from RefSeq and is a predicted model, not a curated record. Gene Ontology annotation, molecular function: methyl salicylate esterase activity; methyl jasmonate esterase activity; methyl indole-3-acetate esterase activity. The transcript has 4 exons. NCBI's taxonomy places the organism in Eukaryota, Viridiplantae, Streptophyta, Magnoliopsida, Rosales, Rosaceae. Bases 214 to 1083 code for a protein of 289 amino acids. Gene Ontology annotation, biological process: jasmonic acid metabolic process; salicylic acid metabolic process.